AUGGCCCACAGGCCGCGCGAAAUGCUUUCCAAGGUCGAGCGUGAUGCGCUUAGAGAACUCCAGGCCGACAAAGAUCUGGUCAUUGUGCCAGCGGACAAGGUUCGCUUCACGGGUGUACUGGACAGAACAGACUACCUUCAAAAAUCCAAAGGUUUACUGGAGGACCGACAGUUCUAUGUCCCAUGUGCAAAGAACCCUUUAAAAACACUGACACGCGAAAUUAAUGCCACGUUUUUGGCCUUGGAGGACUCAAGUGCAAUAAAACCGACCAACAGACGCGUGGCGAGACCCCAAGAUACGGCUUUGGCCCGAUUCUAUGGCCCCCCUAAGGUGCGCAAAGACGGCGCUCCUCUCCGAACCAUCCUGUCGCUCAAAGGAACUCCAACAAACGGACUAGUUAAGUGGCUUUUCCGGCGUCUCGAGUUCCGGACCGCUGAGUCAGACACCACAGUCUCUUCGUCAGCAGAAUUCCUGGAGAAACUCAAAGAGGUAAGCCUCCAUCCAAAUGAGGUCAUGGUAUAUUUUGAUGUUACAUCCCUUUUUACUUCUAUUCCCCAGGACCUGGCGAUCGGGACAAUCGAGCUGCUUCUACAAAGCAAAUAAGAUGAAACGGAGAAUCGCCUCGGACGCGCCCAAAUCAUCCAACUCCUGAAGUUCUGUCCCAAGACGUACUUUACGUUUGACGGAACAAUCUACGAGCAGGUAAAGGGUACACCAAUGGGUUCGCCGAUUUCGAGAUUCAUCGCCGAGGCGGUCCUGCAACGGUUAGAGUCGCUGGUCUUCAAAAACACAGACCGAAAUUUUCGGCUCCGUAUGUGGAUGAUACCUUCGUUGCCAUCGAACGGGAUCAUGUGCUGAUGUUCAAAGAACAUCUCAAUACCGUCUUCCCGGACAUUCAAUUUACGACUAAGAAGGAAGAAAACAACUAGCUGGCCUUCCGGGAUGUCCUCGUCUGUCGCAAGGAUUGUGGUGGCCUAAAAACCAAAGUGUUCAGGAAAGCGACAUAUACGACGCAAAUACUGUACUUCAACAGUAACCACCCGCUCAGUCACAAACGCAGCUGCGUAAGGGCGCUAUACCGGCGCGUUGAGACACACUGAAAUGAAACAGAAGACAAGGUUGCUGAAUAACAAUACUUUCAAUGGGCACGGAGAUCCAAUGGUUACCCGCGCAACUCUGUCAACCAGUGCAUGCGGAAUUGACACCAGAGACCAAAUCCAACCGGCCCCAAAUUUUGGCGGGCUCUUCCGUACUUGAAGAACGUCUCGGAAGCCGUCAGUCGUCUUCUCACUCCACUUGGAGUUGGGGUUGCACACAGGCCGGAAACAACCAUCAGGCGCCAAGUCAUGAGGCCAAAAGACCCCCUGCCACGGCAGGAAAAAUCUGGAGUCGUUUAUUGGAUCUGGUGCAACUGCAGACAAAGCAACUACGUCGGAGAAAUUGGGAGAUUAUUCCGUACGCGAAUUGCCAAGCACGCAGCGGCAGUGAGGCGGGAAGACGCCAGCUCUCAGGUAGCGGCUCAUUCGACGGGACCCCGCCAUAUUUUCAGGUCUCAAGAGGCCUUUAUCCUCUCUAGGGGGUGACAACCGCGUGGGUCGCAAGCUGCUCGAGUCAUGGUUUUCAGGCCAGCAAUCCAUCAACAAGCAUAAUGACCUCCCGGUACCAUAUUCCGCGCUGAGAUUUUCCCUGGACAGGGAAUCAGUCACGUGGGGAGGGCGCGGGCGAACAAUUAUCCCAAUGACAGUGAGCCAAUUUGCCGAGCCAUCGUCACACCAGCAUCCAAUACGGAUGACGAAAUCACGGUCAUUACCGACUCGGACUCGGACUGACGAGCCAUCAUCGCAUCAACUACGACCCCUGCGGUAAUCAUGAGAACUGUUAAUGAUAGUACACAUGUGGUCCCACGGCAGCCACGUCUUUGUGCCUCCAUGGCCUUUAUCUGCAACCGUUUCUGAUGAUGCGUUCGAGUGAGAAUCCAAAACGUCAAGCCGAUAAACUUCUUCCACUGAUCGCAUCUUCUUCUUCUUCUUCUUCUUCUUCUUCUUCUGAAUAGUCAUUAUAAGCCUACUAAUCGUCGUCAUCUAGUCAUGUCCACGCCCAGGUUUGCAUGGCUUUGCAUUCGAGCGCCGAUUUCUUGGUCGACGAGAGUCUUUUUUGAAUCUAACUUUGCCAGUGGGUCACGGGCCUGGUGUGCCGUCAGUUGCGAUGCGUAGGCGUAUUCAUUAUGGGGUGUGGGUAUCGACAGAGCUGAAAAUGGAUGAAGGCGAAAUUUCGACUUCCAGAUGUAUGCAUAAGUGAAGAAGAAGAAUCGAGCACCGGAACACUUCGUUUAUUAUCCUGAGCUUUCAGACUCGCCCACGCCGGAAACAAAUCAGGCCGAGAAUCGAUUGAAGCCUGGGCCUCGGAUGAGAACUCGGUCAAUCGAUUUAUCGAUUUGGCGCCGGCGUACAGAGACCUGCGUAGUCACCUCCAGUCGUGCGACGUCGGUCGAUGAUUGGGCCUACGUGCCUUAUAACUGCCGCUUGUCCUGUUUCUGCCACUACCUCUGACGAUGGAGUCCUGUACGCGUCUGAAAGCUCAGGAUAAUAACCGAAGUGUUCCGGUGCUUGACUCUUCUUCUUCUUCACUUAUGAAAAUGGAUUGAUAUAACACUUUUUCGAGCCUGUCCUGCAUCCAACCACUCACAGCCUUCACCACCAUCUAGGGCCAAAAACGGAAGCAUGCGCACGCUCACAGCACAAAUAAUACACAUACGGGGUCUAGCAGAUGGGUCGCAGGCAAAUUAAUCGGUGCGUCACCAUUUGACGUUCUCUGCCACUGUAAAUUGAGUAUAUCACCGCAGAGGAAUGACCCACAUCCAUCCACUGGCUUUCCAAAUCAAACAAACGCCGAACGCACAUCAUGGCGGGCUUUUGAAAUUGAGCCGCCAUUUUUUUCCCUCCAGUCACGUGAACACUUAUUAAUUGCAUACCCCAGUCUAAUUCCUUUGUUUUAAUUGAUAUAUUCCUAUGAGGUCGUCUUUACAGUACGCUAGUACCUUUUUAAAGGAGUUUAAACCCUGCGAAAUUUUUGCAUCGAUUUUUCCGCCUCCUGAUCAUGACUCUAGUGGCUGCACUUUGCGGCCAAUUUGUCGUUUCUGCGAUUAUCUUGCGUUGACGUUCUCACGCUCCCAAACGCAAUGAAAUCACCGUGCCAGCAGCAGUUACACUCUGACAACUUGUCCUGUUUCUCGUCCUUCCUCGUUGGCCUUCCCACGCUCGUAUCAGCAAAGGCCAAUAUUUCGAAAGCAACAUCGCUGUGGAUGGCAAGUUGCGCUUAAACGCCAGCCUAAAAACAAGUUAUCAAUCCCGGGUUUUCUUUCGACUAACUGUCGAUCGGUAUUUAACAAAGCCCAUGAUUUGGAAUAACUUCUGUCAACCAAAGAACAUGGCAAAACAGAAGUUAUUGGCCUUCAGGAGACGUGGUUGAAUAGCCAUAUUGACUCGGAACUAAUCACUCUUUCGUCAUUUUGUUGUUUUCGAAAUGAUAGACCAUCUCCAACAGGCAGUAGAGGUGGAGGAGUGGCCAUUUUUGUCAAUCAAGACUGGUGUAUAAAUUUUGAUAUCAUUAUGCAGCGACACUUCAAUAUGGUGGAGCAAUUUGCCGACCGAAUUCUGAAUGACACCGUCCAUCCUUUUCAUAAUGAGUUAAUGGCUGCGAAAUCCUUACGCCCCAUGCGUCGAUGCUUCCACCACAUCCCUUGUCGCACUUCGGCUUAUCAGAAUUCAAUACUGCCAUUUCUAGCCCGGUAUCUCACCUGCAAAGAUGCUGAAAAACAAAAGCUAAAACUCGAUCUUGCACCUUAAAGUCCUUUUUUCUUCAUAUAUAGUUAUGUCCACCUGUCCAAUACCUGUUAAUCUCUAUGGUAAUCACCGUGUACUGGAGAACCGUUUUUGCUGAAAGUUUUGAAUGUUAUUUUCAAAAUAAAGCAUUCCCCCCUCUCUCUCUCUCUCAAAAAAAGAAUAGCAGGAAUUCCGAAAAGUCAGAUACCUACUAGGCUUAAUAUGACCAAGAUAUGGUAGUGGGGGACAUCUAUUCACCCGGACCGCUGUCUCCCUAUCUCCUGCCAUCAUCUCUUAGCUGAAUUCGAAAAGAUGUACGGCAACUGGGUCGGAAAUGGAUAUGUGCACCCUCCGCUACCUGUAUUAUGCAAAUGGUGCUAACCGAAACCUUUCAUGGGAUAAGCCGUGCUGUUUUAAAUAUAUACAAGUGGAAAAGUCAUACGCUGGAUGCUUGUUUUACUGCAUUAAACAGGCAUUGUACAGGAAGAUAAUUCAGAAAAUCGGUGGAUGGGUGUGUGCCUAUUCCUCUCUUAACGAUAUGAGCAUUGUUUUCACAAAAAAGCGAAUAAAUGUAUAACAGAACACGGAGCGAGGAUUUGGGAUGUUCUUAAGGAAGCAUUGCAGCAAAACAAUGACGCGUUUACUUAGGUUGGACGUCUGGAAGAUUGCUUUAGUCUACAAAGAGACUGCAAAAUGGCUUUCAUUCGAUCUUUGCCUGUGCCAAAACAGCUUUAAGUUUACAGCUGCAGACCUUCAAUGUGUUAAUGAGAAGUAUUACUUUGAAUUUAUAUUAGAGAAAAGGGUUCUAAGUAUUUGUGCCUAUAAGUGAAGAAAAAGAAAAAGAGGGGUCGAGUACCGGAACAUUUUGUUUAUUGUCCUCAGCUUUUGAACUCAUGCAGGAGCCUGUCGUCAGAGAAACCUUAACGGUGAGAUUGGAACGAUUGUUUAUAGGAAGGCAACGAACACCACAUAGCUUCUCAGUUUUCACAGCACCCAUCCGGUGGAUCACAAACGAAGCUGUGUGAAGACGCUCUUCAAACGGAUCCAAACUCAUUGCAGCAAACCGGAGGACAGAGCACGUGAGGCCCGUUAUCUCCGCGACCAGUUUGUGCAAAAUGGCUAUCCGAGGACAUUUAUAAGUCGCUGCCUACGCGGUCGCCCUUAGAGGACUCAAACAUCAACACCACCGGCGAUGUGGCAUUCUCUGCCAUACAUCAAGGACGUUACAGAAGCGACCGAGCACAUUGUCGCGGAGCUAGGUGUUGGAAUUACACACCGUCCCAAAGCCACCAUGCGCAGCACGGUCGUAAAAAUUAAAGACCGGUUAAAGCCUGAAGAGCAAUUUGGAGUGGUGUAUCGCAUCCUGUGUCAAAAUUGUCCUUGUACCUACACAGGACAGACUGGACGCAUGCUCGAAUCGCGCUUACGCAAACAUAAGGUGGCUGUGUGACGAGGCGACGCAUAAGUGGCUGCCCAUACCUACGAAAUGGGUCACGAGUCCAACUUCGCAGCCACCAAAAUAGUCGCCCACGCCGGAAACAAAACAGACCGAGAACUGAUUGAAGCCUAGGCUUCAGGUGAGAACUCAGUCAAUCGAUUUAUCGGUCUCACGCAGUCGCCUCCUGUCUUGCGUAGACGGUCGAUGAUUGGCCUACAUGCCAUAUAACCGUCGCUUGUUUUAUUGCUGUCGCUAUCUCUGACAAUGGACUCCUGUACGGGUGCGAAAACUCAGAACAAUAAACAAAGUGUUCCGGUGCUCGACCCCUCUUCUUCGUCUUCCUCUUCUUCACCUAUACAUACGGCUAGAACUUGAAAUCUCGCCUUCAUUUGUGCUUAUAGCAUGCGCAGACUUAUCGAAUUUUGGGUAGUUUCCAGUUUCUCUUCGAUUCGGGCUUCUUUAUUUACAAGCAUGCUUUUCUGAUGCCGAGUAAAAACGUCAAUCGUUCCCUGAAAAUUAUCAGCUAAAGCUACAUUCCUAUCGAUUUGAAUACCAAACUUGAGGAAUUUCAGCGGGCUCUGUCGGAAGUUAUUUAUCACAGAUUAUUAGAGAAACACACAAAAUUCAUGAUCUUUAUGUCAUUGGUUCGAUCUCAACUGCCGAACCUUGCGAAAAGAAAUGGAAGCUGUUGCACAGCGACGAACUGGCCGGGAGGCUAGUACUUUCUGGCAUCGCGGCUAACAGCUGAGGCGGAUUUUGAUCGGGAGUUCUGCCUCCUACUGUUCUGCAUUCUCGACGUGGGCUUUGCUGGCACCUGACUUGCAAGUUCGCUGACAUCUGCAACGCUGGGGGCUCGACGUAAGUCACUCGAUGGUACUCUGUUCACGGAACCCCUCUGACCGGCAGUUAGAGACGAUCUGAUAGGUUGCGUAUCUGUAAGUAGAAAAAAAUGUUGCUUAUGGUGUCGUCGAUUGUGGUAAGUCUUAGACUGCAGUUUCGCAGACAACCUUGAUUUCGAUAAUUUAAAAAAAACUAUGCACAGUUUCAGUCUGGGGGAACCGUGUUACAUAGUCAUCCGGUAUACCAAAGGGUAAUGUCGUUUGCAUACGUUAAAAUGGUUUCCAUGGUAUUAACAAAUAUUUGGGUCAGAGGUCCUCUGGGAAUGUUCCUAUCCCCCAAAAAGCAGUUGAUCAUGAAAAUGGAGGAUCGCUGGACGCAGGCGAGCAGUCGGACGUAGUUUCUCAAAUCCCGUGCCAUAACUGUUCUUGCCACUACGCAGACCAAACAGGACGACGUCUCAGCUCACGAAUAUGUGAGCACAAACGUGCCGUCCGAAGAGGCUAUCCACUAUCGCAAAUCGCUACUCACACGCUGGAUGAAGGCUAUGAGUUCGACUUCGCCAACACGCGGAUAUUGGCGCGAGCAGGCAACAAGACGGGGCGAGAACUGUUGGAGGCGUGGGUGUCGGACACCAACUCUAUCAACAGACACAUUGAUUUGUCUGCGUGUUGUCACGCGCUCUGCCAAGCAGCCAGGUGGCGCAGCUCACAUCUCCGCGAAGUACAAACGGCGUCACCACGCCGUGGGACCACUGUGGGCCAGGCAGCACAAACCAGACCUCGUCACGGACGUAGUCACCUCCUCCCCACCUCCCCCACGGCACAACGAUAUAAAUGUUCACACGUUGCUGCCCUCUAGCAGUCUCUGA
Molecule: messenger RNA, 6967 nt
Organism: Spirometra erinaceieuropaei
Lineage: Eukaryota; Metazoa; Platyhelminthes; Cestoda; Diphyllobothriidea; Diphyllobothriidae
Source: the annotation of a GenBank genome assembly